ACAUUUUACAUGUGUUGCCAGAUAUAACAAUCAGCUUGUGCAAUUUUCGUUUUUAGGGCGUAUUCACUUCGUUGUUAUACAUUUGCUAAAACUUAUUAUUUUUUCAAUUAGUCGUUACCAAUUAGAAGAAUGAUAAGUAAAGGAGACGAGCAGUCGGUCAGUGCAGCAGGGUUGGAAGCUCCCAGGCUAAAGUCAUCAUCACAAUCGAAGAGUAUAAAAACGAUGAGUUUCAACUUGGAUGAUACAAAGAUGCAGCCUUCCAACAGCAAUAUGACGACUGCUUCUAUGAGAUCUGAAACACUCGCUAGCUCAGGUAAAUCCAGCCUCCAAGGAUCAGAUUGGAAGGAUAAGAAGAAAAGAAAGUACACUAAUUGCACGAUGCAACUACUAAAACAAUAUCAGAGAGAAGAUAUAGAAAAAGCUUUCAGAAUUUUGGACAACAGCAACAACGGAAAAAUCGGGAUUAGGGAUAUAAAGACGUUGAUAAGAGCUUGCGGUUUCGAACCUAGCAAUGAUGAACUAAGAAAUAUCAACAUGGAGUAUGAUCCUCAAAAUGAAGGUUAUUUUUCGCUUGGAGAUUUUAUUGCCAUAUUUCUAGCGAAACUUGAGCAAAAAGACCAGCGCGAAGAGAUGAUAAGAGCAUUUAAAUUUUUUGAUCGCGAUCAAAAAGGUGGAAUAACGUUCGAUGAUUUGAAAAACUGCGCUUUUGAGAUUGGAGAAAAUUUACACGAUGAGGAAAUUCAAGAGAUGAUGAAUGAAGCAAAUUUGAAACGAGAUGGCCUGGUGACACUACGGGAAUUUUUAAAGUUAAUGAAUCGACAAGAAGAUGAGUUUUAAACAGAAGGAAAUAGGUUAUAGUUAAAUAAAAUACCUUUUUCUUUUUA
Molecule: messenger RNA, 884 nt
Organism: Cimex lectularius (bed bug)
Lineage: Eukaryota; Metazoa; Arthropoda; Insecta; Hemiptera; Cimicidae
Product: caltractin-like
Exons: 6
Coding region: 130-837 (235 amino acids)
Cellular component (GO): myosin II complex
Molecular function (GO): calcium ion binding
Source: RefSeq, a predicted model, not a curated record